This is a messenger RNA of Malassezia vespertilionis, 1449 nucleotides long. RefSeq names its product RNA helicase (gene DHH1). Lineage: Eukaryota; Fungi; Basidiomycota; Malasseziomycetes; Malasseziales; Malasseziaceae. Gene Ontology annotation, biological process: cytoplasmic stress granule assembly; P-body assembly. The record is from RefSeq and is a predicted model, not a curated record. The transcript has a single exon. Bases 1 to 1449 code for a protein of 482 amino acids. Gene Ontology annotation, cellular component: cytoplasmic stress granule; P-body. Gene Ontology annotation, molecular function: RNA helicase activity; ATP binding; mRNA binding.
AUGGCGAUAACUGCGCCGUUCCAGCGGCCGCCGAAAGAUUUGCGGCCGCAGACAGAGGAUGUUACUGCAACGAAAGGAAACGAUUUUGAAGACUACUUUUUGAAGCGCGAGCUGCUCAUGGGCAUCUUUGAGGCUGGGUUCGAGCGACCCUCCCCCAUCCAAGAAGAGUCCAUCCCUAUUGCGCUUUCUGGCCGCGACAUUUUGGCGCGUGCAAAGAACGGUACGGGUAAGACGGCUGCGUACGUGAUUCCCGCCUUAGAGCGAAUCAAUACUAAGAAGGACAAGAUCCAAGCCGUACUGCUUGUCCCCACACGUGAGCUCGCGCUGCAGACGAGCCAGGUAGCCAAGACACUCGGCAAGCACUUAAGCGUUGAGAUUAUGGUGAGCACGGGUGGUACGUCGUUGCGCGAUGAUAUCAUGCGUUUGGAUCAGCCAGUGCAAAUGCUUGUCGGCACGCCGGGUCGUAUACUGGACCUUGCGGGCAAAGGCAUAGCGGAUCUGAGCCAGUGCACAGCGUUUGUGAUGGACGAGGCAGACAAGCUGCUUUCUCCCGAGUUCACACCUGUCGUGGAGCAGCUGCUUUCGCACCUGCCCAAGGAACGCCAAGUAAUGCUUUUUUCUGCGACCUUUCCGUUAAUUGUGAAAGACUUUAAGGAUAAACACAUGGUCAAGCCUUACGAGGUGAACCUUAUGGAUGAGCUUACGUUGCGUGGUGUUACGCAGUACUACGCGUUCGUCGAGGAGCGCCAAAAAGUGCACUGUCUAAACACCCUUUUCUCCAAGCUCCAAGUCAACCAAUCGAUCAUUUUCUGCAAUUCGACGAACCGUGUGGAGCUGUUGGCAAAGAAGAUCACCGAGCUUGGUUACUCUUGCUUCUACUCGCACGCCAAGAUGCUUCAGGCGCACAGGAACCGCGUCUUCCACGACUUCCGCCAGGGCGCAACGCGCAACUUGGUGUGCUCCGACUUGCUCACGCGUGGUAUCGAUAUCCAGGCGGUCAACGUCGUGAUCAACUUUGAUUUUCCCAAGAAUGCCGAGACGUAUCUGCACAGGAUCGGUCGUAGCGGUCGGUUUGGGCAUAUGGGUCUUGCGAUCAACCUAAUUACCUACGAGGAUCGCUUCAACCUGUACCGCAUUGAGCAGGAGCUUGGGACAGAGGUGCAGCCGAUCCCUGCCACGAUUGACAAGCGCCUCUAUGUUGCACCUUCUCUCAUUGAGGAGGCCGAACAGCGCGAGCGCGAGGCAGCCGCUUCGGAUGCACCCGUGCCGAAAGGACCCCAGGCAAUGCAGCAGGGUCUCCCCUCCAUUCCGCCCACACAGGCUGCGAUGCACGCCGUGCCUAUUACGCAGAAUGACAACUUUACCAAGUCUGUGCAGCAUCGCCGUGGUAGGCGCGGUGGCAAUCGGGAAAAAGGUGGCCAAGGUGGCGAGGGCCGUCAAAUGGCGUGA